UUGUUUGCGAGUAGUUUGUUAAUAACGGGGAAAAAACAAUGUAUGCAAAUCUGGUCGUAUUUUGUAACGAUCAGGGAACAAAUUUGGUCGUGUUCGGAAUUAGAUUGUUUAAAUCUAGGACAGUCUCUCUCGAGAGGAAGGAAAAUGGAGCUGGAUGACGGAGUUGUGUACCAGGACGACCCGGGGACAUCGGCGGUCAUGUCGGAGAGGGUCUCGGGCCUGGCCAACUCCAUCUACCGCGAGUUCGAGAGACUCAUCCGCAAGUACGACGAGGACGUGGUGAAGGAGCUGAUGCCGCUGGUCGUGGCGGUGCUGGAGAACCUCGACACCGUGUUCGCCGAGAACCAGGAGCACGAAGUGGAGCUGGAGCUCCUGAAGGAGGACAACGAGCAGCUGAUCACACAGUACGAGCGCGAGAAAGCGCUGAGGAAACACACCGAGGAGAAGUUUAUUGAAUUUGAAGAUUCCCAAGACCAAGAGAAGAAGGACUUGCAGAACCAUUUGGAAAGCCUGGCAUCACAUUCCCGUCAGCUGGAGCUGAAGAUCAAGAACUAUGCUGACCAGAUAAGUCGAUUAGAGGAGCGAGAGGCUGAACUCAAGCGCGAGUAUAAUUCCCUUCAUCUGCGGCAUACAGAGAUGAUCCACAACUACAUGGAACAUGUGGAACGGAUCCGGAUACAGCAGACGGGAGGAGAGGCCUCUGACACAGCAACAAUUGGCCGAGUUCGGAAAGAGCGGCCCCUGUCUCUGGGAAUCUUCCCCAUGUCCGGCGGUGGCACUUCACUGACACCUGACAUCCAGGGCAGAGCCGAGACUCCUGGGAUGGAGGGCUGGAGAUUCAAUAACCUCAGUCAUCAGUGCUCUAACGCUAGCCUCAAGUUGGAGGCGGAGGACACUCCAAAGAAAUGGGGUGGUAAGGAUGUUCUGGAAGCUUGGGCCUCGCUGGCAAACGACUGCAAGGAUGAGCUGUCUGACCUCAGCCAGGGAGGCUCAAAGUCUGUCACUCCCAUGUCCACCACGGCCUCAGAUUUGGCCCUGGACUCGCACAGAGAGGAUGGAGACGGAUUCUGGAAGAACACAGAGGUUCAGGCUGUUCCAGGGAUCAGGAGCGUCUCUGCGGGUCUGGCCGAUAAUGAGGAGAAGUCAGAUGUUCAGGCCAUUAUUGAGUCCACACCAGAGCUGGACAUGGACCUCGGAUAUAAAGGUUCAAGUACCCCGACCCGAGGGAUUGAGAACAUGGUGUUCGACCGAAAUACAGAGUCUCUCUUUGAAGAAGUGUCGUCAGCAGGCACAGGUUUGAUUGGAGACGUGGAUGAAGGAGCAGAUCUGUUGGUGGAGUACUCCGUGCAUGCGCUUUCACACCCGAGUCUGUCCGGCAUGGGUCGUGAGGUGGAGAAUCUCAUUCAGGAAAAUGUGCAGUUGCUUGAGACAAAAAAUGCAUUGAACGUGGUGAAGAACGAUCUGAUCGCUCGUGUGGAUGAGCUCUCCUGUGAGAAGGAGGUUCUUCAGGGGGAGCUGGAUGCGGUUUUGCAGGCCAAAGCCAAACUAGAGGAGAAAAACAAGGAGCUGGAGGAGGAACUCAAAAAAGUGAAAGCAGAGGCAGAGGAGGCCAAACAGAACAAUAAUAAAGAAAAAGAUGAGAGCGAUGUGCCCACAGCUCAGAGGAGGAGGUUCACACGGGUGGAGAUGGCUCGAGUCCUGAUGGAGCGAAACCAGUACAAGGAGAGACUGAUGGAGCUGCAGGAGGCCGUCAGGUGGACGGAAAUGAUCCGAGCUUCACGGGAAAACUCUGAAGUUGCAGAGAAGAAGAGGUCAAGCAUCAGGCAAUUCUUCAGUCGCCUGUUCAGUUCCUCUAGUUCCUCAAUGUCCAGCAACACAGCGAGAGGUUUACCCUCCAACGUCAAGUACAACCCACCCAGCAUCAUGAAAAAGAGCAACACCUUCUCCCAGUUCCCAAGAGAAAAGUCCAAAGCGUUCGACUUCCUCAAAGAAGAGGUGGACUCGAGUGGUUCUCUGUCCCGCCGGGAGCAGAAGCGCGCUCAAUACCAGCAUGUGAAAGCCCAUGUUCAGAAGGAGGAUGGCAGGGUCACAGCACAUGGCUGGAGUCUCCCUGGCAAAUACAAGGUUGCUAAUGGUGGCCACACGGAGAACAAAAUAAACCUACCCGUUCCUGUGUGUCUCAGGCCACUUGAGCAGAAAGAUGCUUCCAUGAAGCUCCUGUGUGCAGCUGGAGUGAACCUCUCAGGUGGGUGGUCAUGUGAGGGAAGCUUGUGCGUUUCUGGUGAAGAGUCUACGGUGGAGACAGACGCCUCCAAACAGAGGAAAGGCUCUCAGAGCAGCCUAGAUCAGCUGGAGCAGGAACCUAAGGAGCAGGAACGGGAGCAGACGGUGCAUGUGGAGAUGUCCAGUCGCGUUUGGAUCUGUACGAGCACUCACUCCUCCACAAAGGUGAUGAUCAUGGAUGUGACGCGGCCCGACGACCUGCUCGACAGCUUCUACGUCUGUAACUCAUGUGUGCUGUGUAUCGCCAGCGUACCAGGAGUCUUGGAGACAGACUAUCCUGCAGGGGAGGAGAUUCCUCAGGACCCGGAGGCGGGACCAGACGCUUUAUUGGCCAGUAGCAGCUCUCAGAGCAGUGAGGGUGUGUUGAGUGACGUGUCAGCGGUGGGCUGCAGUGUUGAAGAGUCCAGCACAGGGUCUCAGUCGGGCAGCACAGGGACCACCGAACGGUCAGCAGAACAAAGUCCUGCCAGAGGAAGUGAUCUUUCCAGAGCUCCCAGUGAAGAAGGGGUCCCUGCAGCGGAGGAGGCUAUGGAGGCCACUGAGGAAGACCAGGAGAGCCCGGGACAGGACACCAGCCAGCCAGGAAUCUACACGGAGCACGUGUUUACAGACCCACUGGGAACAGAGUCUUCUGGGGCUUCAGCAGGCAACGAUAACCAGAGGGAGUCCGAUCAGGACAGGGACGAUACGGCCUCAGCAGGUGAAAAGACGAAUCUGGCAAAAGAAGAGAUCCAGCGGAUGAGCAGCGCACUGCCUACCAUGUGGCUAGGGGCUCAGAACGGCUGUUUAUACGUGCACUCAUCGGUCGCUCGAUGGAGGAAGUGUCUUCAUGCUGUCAAGCUGAAGGAUUCCAUCUUGAACAUUGCACAUGUGAAAGGCCGUGUUUUGGUGGCUCUGACUGACGGUACACUGGCCAUCUUUCACAGAGGUCUGGACAGCCAGUGGGAUUUAACCAACUACCACCUCUUGGACCUCGGCCGGCCACAUCACUCGAUCCGCUGCAUGACUAUUGUGCACGAUAAAGUGUGGUGCGGCUACAGGAACAAGAUCUAUGUGAUUCAGCCCAGAGCAAUGAAAAUAGAGAAGUCUUUUGAUGCCCACCCGCGUAAGGAGAGUCAAGUGCGUCAGCUGGCCUGGGUGGGUGAUGGUAUCUGGGUGUCCAUCCGGCUAGACUCCACCCUCCGCCUCUUCCACGCUCACACCUUCCAGCAUCUCCAGGACGUGGACAUUGAGCCUUAUGUCAGCAAAAUGUUAGGAACGGGAAAACUGGGCUUCUCUUUUGUGAGGAUCACGGCUCUAAUGGUUUCCUGUAACCGGCUGUGGGUGGGAACAGGAAAUGGUGUCAUCAUCUCCAUCCCUUUAUCAGACUCUGUAGGUCAGUGUGGAUAUCUAGGUCAGAGGGCAGCUCAUAAGACUGUAGGAGCGAUCGCCUGUCGUCCAGGUGGAGUGGUGCGAGUGUAUGAUGACACUGUGGAUGGUGUGGUGACGGGCUCGUACGUACCGUACUGCUCCAUGGCACACGCUCAACUCUGCUUCCACGGCCACAGAGACGCUGUUAAAUUCUUUGCUACAGUUCCGGGUCAGGUUAUUGUGCCAGGAGCUGAAGGUACGACUGAGAACUCGGACGGCAAGAGCAUGCUCAUCAUGAGCGGAGGAGUGGGAUACAUCGACUUCAGGAUCGGUGAUGAGGAUGGUGGUUUGGGACGAGAUGAAGAUGAUGAAUCGGCCGAACCCACUUUGAAGCUGCAGUCGGCUCCUGCCAAACCUGAGCGCAGUUAUGUUAUAGUCUGGCAGGUUGCUUUAGGCAGUGAGUGACUGAUAAAUCACUGCUGCAGGUUCAGUGGAGAACUCUAGGUCAACCCACAUGGGCUUAUUAUUUUACAACAUACUAUUCUUAAUACAGAUAUUAUUAUUAUUAAUAGUGUUGUUCUUAAAGGGGUCAUAUGAUG
This is a messenger RNA of Sinocyclocheilus grahami, 4232 nucleotides long. Its product is annotated as C-Jun-amino-terminal kinase-interacting protein 4-like. Gene Ontology annotation, molecular function: signaling receptor complex adaptor activity; MAP kinase scaffold activity; JUN kinase binding. Gene Ontology annotation, cellular component: cytoplasm. The transcript has 35 exons. Gene Ontology annotation, biological process: vesicle-mediated transport. Bases 43 to 4098 code for a protein of 1351 amino acids. The record is from RefSeq and is a predicted model, not a curated record. NCBI's taxonomy places the organism in Eukaryota, Metazoa, Chordata, Actinopteri, Cypriniformes, Cyprinidae.